Acaulospora colombiana is the source of this 181-nucleotide messenger RNA. Lineage: Eukaryota; Fungi; Glomeromycota; Glomeromycetes; Diversisporales; Acaulosporaceae. The record is from the annotation of a GenBank genome assembly.
AAGAAACCACCUGCUAAAUUGGAUCAAGAUGAAACCUGAUGAUAUAAUCACAAUUACAAUGAUUACACCCAACAUCCUAGAAGAAACAACAAUGCUGAAAGAAGAACUAUUUCCUGCUACAACUAUAAAAAGGAAGGACACAUUGCUCAUGAAUACAGAAGUCCAUCAAAAGCCAAGGUAA